Molecule: messenger RNA, 5691 nt
Organism: Parathielavia appendiculata
Lineage: Eukaryota; Fungi; Ascomycota; Sordariomycetes; Sordariales; Chaetomiaceae
Exons: 2
Coding region: 1-5691 (1896 amino acids)
Cellular component (GO): nucleus; site of double-strand break
Source: RefSeq, a predicted model, not a curated record
AUGUCGCCGGCGAAGGAAGAUGAACUACACCCCGCCGAACCACAAACACCACGGCGGACCUCGACUGCCAAACAUGGCAAUGCGACGACGCCAACAAAUAAGCGGGCCCCUGCCCAUGACCCUGCGACGCCCAAAAGCGCCCCCGCUACCGCCGGGAAUGCCUCAUCGCACAAGAAGAAGGCCGAGCCGAGCCUGCUAGGCGACUUCUUCCUCGGCCGCCCUUCACCGGCGCGCGUGGCGGCCCAGCGGGAGGCGAUCAAGCAGCGCCGGAAAAGCAUGGCGGCCGAUGCGGCGAACGUUCGGGAGGAACUGCGCCAGGAGAUGCGCGCCGCGGCGGUGCGGAGGCUUCAACAUCCGGGAGGCGUGACGGACCGAGUAAAGGCGUGGCAGAAGGCGAAUGCGACAGCUAUGAAGCAGCUGGGAGGUGGGAUACCGCAUGCUGAGGAUGUGGCGACCGAGCCGACCGAAGUCGCCGUCCACAUAGCGCCCGAGAGCGUCACGGAGGAGGAUCGGGUGCGCAUCAAGAUGCGGCAGAAACCGAAGAAGAAGAAAACCAAGGUCGAGAGGAUUGAGGAUAAGGAGAACCAGGACGGCGGAGGAGGUGAAGAGACGGAGCCGGAGAAACCGGUGGCGCCCAAACCAAACGCCGCAUCCCGGGGACCGCCAGUAGUAGUCAAGCUGGCUCCAAAGAAGAGAAUCGUGAGUGACGACAAUUGGAUGAAGCGCAGGAAAGGAAGAAGUCCACCUCGAGACAGCUCACCGAAACCGAAAGUCGAGCCAGCCCCGAUGCCGCUACCCAAGGACUUCUUACAGAAAACAGCACGGAAUCCGACCGUGCAAAGCAAAAUCAAAGAUUGGGCGCAGAGGGUGGAAAUGCCCGAAUCUAACAAGGCGCUCCCGGUAAAAGAAUAUCGGCACAGGAAGGCCGGCGCCACGGUCGCCGUCGAGGAAGACGCUCCUGAGUUAGUAGCAUCAGCCCCUGAGAUCAAAGCGUCGCCAAAACAUCCAGUCGACGACGCCAUUCGGGUGACUCCUGUGAGGAAGAAAGAGCAGCCAGACGACGGAAUCCGGGUGCGGCCCAUAGACACCAGCAUUCUAGAUGAUGGAAUUAGGGUUCGGCCGAUUGACAGCCCGGCACCAAAGGACGACGGCAUUAGAGUCCGUCCAUGCCACCGCACGCCCGAAGAGGUAGCAGCCCGGCCUACAUCGUCCAGGCUUACAUCGGCUGAGCGGAGCUUCAGAGCACCAAGCCCAGCACGAGCUCAGCCUGGGGAUGACGUGAUCGAGGUCAUCGAGGAUCCCGAAACCGAGAUCGAGACUCCCACGAAACGCAAGGCCUCUCGACGGCGUGCGAGGCGACAAAGCCGUAGCCCCAGUCCUGUUGUGCGGACGGUGGUCCCUGCUGGCGAUCAGCACCCAAAAUCCGAGACAGCGGGCCACAUUCCUUCACAGCCUUGUUCCGAUGACGAAUCUGAGAUGAUCCCCCCCACUGUCCUAGGGGACAAGUCGUUGGCGGAUAUUCCGUUUGGGUAUUCGGCUUUUAGUGAGCUUGACCUGCCUCUCGGUGCGGACGCACGGAACAGCGGCACAAAGAGACCGAAGACGCAGCGAAACCCCAGCUUCAAAGCGGUGCCCAAGGUGUUCAAGAAAGUUGUGAUCGGCGCGAAGGACAUCAUUCAAGAGAUGGCUGAACCCCCGCGGCUUGUUGUGGCUAAUCAACCCCGAAACAUAGAGGCAUGGCUGAACGAUACAGUUGAUCCAUUCGUGGACUCCGCCCCCAAGGAAGCAACCGCGGAGAGCCCCGUGCAGAGAGCACCAGUUCAGGAAAGGGCACCAACCCCUGAACUACAAGCGCCGGCCACGGUCAGCCAGAAGCAGCCGUCACCACAGCCAGCAUCUGAAACGCGGCCGAGGGAGUCUGUCGCCUCCCCUCCGUCGAAACAGGCUGCUCCUCAAGAUCAAGAGAACACGGAUUCCCAACCAGAAGAUAGUGAUGCGACGCCCAAAAACACAAAAUCUCCUGCUCAUCCGUCGACUGGGCUGAGAAGGAGGCGGGCAACUAGGGUCGCUGCGUCUCCGGCGAAGUCGGGCGGCAGAAAGCCCUUCCGGGAGCUGUUGAGAGAAGCGUUCCGGGGCGAGUCUGUUGGCCAUAAACUCCCGCCUACCGUUUACCCCAGCUGUGAGGCCGACAACGAUGCAGACAGAGGUUAUGAAGAGGAUGACUAUGAGUCGAGGGAAGGGCGUCGCCCCUCCUCAGAGCCGAGCAGAGGGCCUGCUUUAUCAGACUACUCCUCUACAUACUACGCAUCCACUUACGACUCGAGCUUGUCCUCCGACCUCUCAAGCCAAGGGCAUCCGCGCAGGAGACCACCCACAAACGGCGUUCAUGAGCUCUCCACGAUCGUAUCGGAGGAAUCCAGCAGCACGGUCGGCUCCGAUGCACACGAUGCACACUCCGAUGUCUCUCAAACAACUGUCACCCAGACCACCGCGUUCACUAAGACUAGUGAAGUCUCAGGACAGAGAAGCCAGAAAACAAGCCUUAAACGUCGUCUCACCAAACACUCGGACCUUGUAUCCGUGCUUUCCCUGCCUGAUAAUGGCCAGUUGGUCCCGCCGAGCCGGUCAAGAAGCAUCAGGUCCUCACGCAGCCUCCACCGCAGGCCUAGCAGGGCGAACAAGAGCAGAGUGGAUGAUUUGCUCGAUGAGUUCGCUGACGAUGAGCAUAUUUACGGAAGGGAGUUGAAGGCUCUCGUCGAUGGCGUCAUUCCAGUCCUUCUGAGGGAUGUCGUGAACGGUGAUGCCAGGGAUGCCAAGCCUGACACCACGGCCAAGUCAGUGGUCAACAUGGGAAUGGCACUCGAGAAGCUGAGGGACUAUCAUAAGCGGGUUCCCCUCUCAGAUCUCUCCGACCUCCUCUUCUGGCUCAACGAUGUCUCGCCGGUUUAUGAUCAUUACCUGGAUGUCUGGCGGCUUGGCUUCCAGGGGCUGAUCAUCAACCUUGCGCCAAGACAUGGCCGGUUCGAUGAUGGUGACUCCCUUUUGAACGCACUUCCUCUGAAUGAGGAGGGCGAUAUAGUUGGGGAGGACGGCGAAAGGGUGGAUGUCGCAUUCCUUCUCAAGCGACCUCUGAUCAGGGUGAAGUGGAUGGUCAAGUUUCUCAAAGCGGCAGUGGCAGUCACAGAAGGUCAAGAAGCGGAGCGGCUUCUGUCAGUCUUCACGGGUCUUCAGGAGAAGGCCCGCAAGCGGCACCGAGAAGAAUCCGCCCGCAUGAUGGAUGAGGACGCCAACAACACGGACACCUCCCGAUGUCGGGAUCUUCGCAAUCUCUCGCCCCUUGAUGGUGUCAUGAUUAACAGCAUACGCCAAGUCGCUGCGUUGGACGUCUUCUCCCUUGAUUUGCGCCAUUCAAGUGGGCAGCGACUGGAGUGCCAGGUUGAAAUGAUCUUCAGGGACAACCCGCCGGUCCCUGAAGACAAGGGCGAUAUCCUCAUUCGCGAGAUCGGAAACGGUGCCCGGUCAUAUCUGCUCUUCCCUCCGGUGCCAAGGCAGUACAUUUCUUCCAGGCUCGGCGAGGAUGAUGAUUCUUUGAUCGUUAUGAUACGCGGUAGUCACAAUGGGGAAGAGUGGUUCGAGCUUCUCACGCUAUUCACGAACAACGAUGAGCAGAUCGAUUACUGGCUGCGCGUCCUGGGGAGCCAUCCGAUGCCGCCCACUAUCCCAAGAAAGCCGGCGAAUAUGACGCUGGAGACGGGGUCGCCGCGAUCGGGUGGGACGGAUGUUCCAGUUGGCGAGCGCAAACCAAGCAGUUCUAGCUUGGUAUCUUCGGAUACCAGGAGACCGAGGACGCCGUCCCGGUAUCACACACGGCAGUAUAAUGGCAUCUCGUCGCCGGAACCUUACGCCGAUGUGUCUUCGGACAGGACUCCUAGCAGACAUGACCAUGCCCAAGACCGGUCUGAAGACGAUGAGUGGUCGCCUUCAUGGGAACAUCCUUCUGGCAACAAUCUCCCCAAGAUCGUGAGACCGCCGCCCAACACAACCCCGUUUCGCGAGGACGGCGCCCCUCCUCCGCCCAUUCACCGCACCCUUGGCCCCAUAAGCCCUAACCUGCUGUCUCCUCCCGCGGAAGUUGGUCCACAUGCCCGGAUUAAGCGUCGAAUGUCGUCUCCUCUGAAGCACGAGUAUCAUCCAUCCGACAUAUCGUCUGACAGCUCCAGCGCCCUGAGCGAUGAUGAUUCUGAGUCUUCCGACAUGUCGAGCGACGAUCUGGACGAAGACGAAGUACCCGAAACCAUUCCGGGUUACAGCAUCAAGGAACCUGAGGUUGCGCCAAUCGAAUCGAUCGUUUCGGAAAACAGUAUUACACCAUCCAACUCGGCUUCACAAGUGGAACUCGGAGGCCAGGACGAGCCCAAGGCAAACGGACCAGUGCAGAAGUUCGCCGCAACCGUAUCGUAUUGGUCCAGCAGGAAAGGGAUUUGGAGGGAAAUCAAUAGCGGCCAGCCCGCGUCCAUCAUCAUCCACCCGGGCUGCCUGGAGGUGCACCACCUCGGCGAGCAGCACUACAAUCGCCAAGCAUACCCACUGCAGUCGUCGGGCACAUCCGAAGUGGACAACAGCAACAAGGAUGCUGGGACCAUCGUGCCACUCGUGGUACUAAUCCUGACUCCCGUGGUUAUGAUCCGCCGCAGUAACGCGUUGGAUCUCGAGGUCCGCAGCCCGGCGUCCCCCGAAGCUCGGUUGAAGAUUGAGGCAAGCAUGUUCCGGUUCCGCUCGGCAACACCAAUCGAGGCCAAGGACCUCUACGAGGCCGUUCACAUCAGCCGUCUGAACAAUGCUAGAUACAUCCAGCUCAGCGAAGAGGCACGUGUGAGGUCGUUCGGUCAGAUGCAGGCCGCACCGGGUGACGGCAGCGCAGACGGCGACAGCUCCAGCCGCCGACGGAGCUGGUUUGGACGCAGGAACAGCUACCGGGCCUCCACCCGCGCGCCCAGCGUAUCCCAGGGCAGCGUUUCCACCACCAUCUCAGCAGGCAGCUUCCUCCGGCGCUUGAUGGGCGGCGGCCACAACAACUCGUACAACAUCGAUGAGUCCACCGUCGACAAACAGCAACCCGGGCCCGGCGGCGGAAGUUUCUACACGUCUAGUUCCGGCUCGGGAUCGGGCUCGGGCUCGUCCACCCCGCCGCGCAGCGCGUCCAUCUCCCUCUCCAACUCAGGCAGCCACAGCCGAUGGAGCUACGGCCUCGCCAAGCCCUUCUCGCCCGACCAACCGCUCGAGAUCCGCUGCCAUUUGAACGUCCAAAACAACCGAUGGCUCGACAAGGGCGACUGCAUCUUGCACAUCAGCCGCCCGCCGCCAGGCGUACGUCAAGAGCUGCCCCUGUACCACGGCCUCGAGAAGCGCGUCAUUGUCACGCACGCGACCAAGAAGACGGGCGACCGCCCGCUGAUUCUGCUCGACGCCGUACUCGGGUCCAAGUGUUUUAGCCUGCUGGGCACCAAGGGGGUCAUGUGUAGCGUGUGGGAGGAAGCCAGGGACGAGGAGGGCAAUGUCGGGGUCGUUCCGAGGAGCGGGGCGGUCGGGGGGAAGGUGACCAAGUGGUGCUUCCAGUGCAAGAGCGUGCAGCAAGCGGCGUGCAUCAUGGGCAUGCUUACGUCCGAGGUGCCGGGGUUGAUGAUGCGUUAG